CCCCAAAACCCCACCAGACCCCAAUCGAGAAAUCGAGAGAAAGAGAAGAUGUCAGGAAGAGGGAAAGGAGGGAAGGGAUUGGGAAAGGGAGGAGCGAAGAGGCAUAGGAAGGUAUUGAGAGACAACAUCCAAGGUAUUACGAAGCCUGCUAUCCGUCGUUUGGCUCGCCGUGGUGGGGUCAAGAGAAUCAGUGGUCUGAUCUACGAGGAGACGAGAGGAGUUCUCAAGAUCUUCCUUGAAAACGUUAUCCGUGAUGCCGUCACCUACACCGAGCAUGCUCGCCGCAAGACCGUCACCGCCAUGGAUGUCGUCUACGCACUCAAGCGCCAGGGCCGUACUCUCUACGGCUUCGGCGGCUGAUCUGCACCGUCUGUUUUGGAUUUUUGGAUCCGACGGUGGCGAUGUAAAAAUCCUUGUGGGCCAUGUUUUUUGGAUGAUGUUUUGAAAAUCACUUGAAUGGAUGAAUGAAAUCUGCUUUUUGAUGAA
Messenger RNA from Magnolia sinica, 486 nucleotides. Its product is annotated as histone H4. The record is from RefSeq and is a predicted model, not a curated record. The coding region runs from base 49 to 360 and encodes 103 amino acids. Gene Ontology annotation, cellular component: nucleosome. Gene Ontology annotation, biological process: nucleosome assembly. The transcript has a single exon. NCBI's taxonomy places the organism in Eukaryota, Viridiplantae, Streptophyta, Magnoliopsida, Magnoliales, Magnoliaceae. Gene Ontology annotation, molecular function: DNA binding; structural constituent of chromatin; protein heterodimerization activity.